AUGUGCAAACGCGAUCAUCCGGAGGUGGACCAGGAGGCGUCUAGGCAAGCGCUCAUCAAGGCAGAAACGAUAAUCAUGGAGUAUCUCGAAGCACUGGUGACAUCUGGGUUCAUAACCGUGAGAGAGUACAUAUCGUUCAAGGGGGUGAGCGCUGAGAGGUACCGCCACAAGAUGCGUGGGGAUCUUUGUUCUCAUGCCGAGGGAACGCUGAUUCCCGAGCUGCAGCGCCAGGGUCUCCGCAUACCUCUGCAGCCUGUUCCCGUUAUCGACGACAACGGAUACAUCUGCGUCGACCCUCUCGUGGACAUCCGAAGAGAGCUGCUAGACCACAAGGAGAAGUUCGUUGUGAUUGAGCACGACAUACAAGUUCUGGCAGCCAAGAUCGAGUAUCUGGCCAUCCGCAAAGGCGUGACGUCGGACGAGCUGGACGCAGGGGCGCGCCAACACCUUGGUGCCGUGGUGGACACGCUGGUAGAGUCGGCGACUCCACGCAAGCACGCUAAAGCAGACCCUACCGCGGACAGAAGUGGCCCAAUGGAAGUCGCGCAGACUCCACCGAAGCGUGCACUGGCGGCAGUGCCAUCAAUCUCUCCCUGUCUUGCACCUCACACACCUGCCGUGAAAGAUAGCCAAGUUACUGCCGGAGACGCGACACCUGCUGUGGUCAGGCAACAACAGCGCGACCAGCUUGCAGUGGCUUUGCGCAGUCGCGCUAAGACUCCCGUGCCCGCAGCUCCAGGUAACCCCGGGCGGGUCGCAAGCAGCGGCCGGGUGGGAGUUAUGUGGAACGCAGAGAAGCAGAGGUACUACGUCCGGAUCAUAUCUGCUCGCAGUCAGCAGGUUCGUCUGGGGUCGUACGAGGACAAGGACGAGGCGUCAUACGCGUAUGCUGCGGCAGCCGUUGUACUUCGCCCGAACUCACGCAUCAGCUGCACGGUUGAGCUGUCCGACGGUGACAGGCAGGCUUUAGCCGGUUGCACAGAGGAGAUCCUAAGGCUACUCGUGAAGUACAGGCGCUGGAACAGAUGGAGGGAGUGGCGUGCCGCAAUGGCUGGCCUGGACGACGCGCAGGCGGUCGAGACCCGUUCGCGGCGAAAGGGCAGAGCGUCCCGGGCCAGUAGUGACGUUGAGGAGGUGCAGGCGAUCACGCCGACUACAGAGGACCAGCCUAUGGCUGAAGAGCCAGAGGACCGAACAGAGGACUACACGGAUGACGACGAGUCCGUUGACGAUGAUGCUGUGUAUGAACCUGGAUCCGAUACUUUCGGCGAAGAUGAUGGAUGGGAGGAUGUCAACCGUGCAGAGGAGACUCGAGAAGUGCGGCUGCAGAUAUGCAGCGCCAACGCUGUCGGGGCCGUCGACGCGGAGGCAGCCUGCACGCCCAUUGUCGCCAACGCACCGCAAGGGGAGGAGGACACGGAGGCCGUGAAGGAACGCCUGAUAGACGAGUUAAUGGACGGCGAAGAUGAGGACGACGAGGAAGGAAACGGUGGUGGUCAGUCGUCAAGCAACGAUCCGUGUGGCGAGAACGGAUCAGAGGAGGAGCAGGCCACGAAAGCGCCACAUUCGAGGAAGCGGAUAGAUGCAGCCGAUGGCCAAGUCACACGCGUGGAAUUUGAUGCGUUGCGUGAUUCCCAGAAUGAUACCGCGAAGACACUGGCUCGUCUUGAGUCACACGUACUGACCAUCAUCCGCCUUGGCGAACGGCGUAAGCGCAAGCGGGCGUCCACAAGUGCCGCAGCUUCGCUCGGCCGAGAAGCUUUGAAGCGGAAACGCCAGUCAGAUGAUGACGAAGAAUCAACGUGCGAUGAGGACGACUUGCCGGCGAAAGUGGCACGGCACGCGCGUCACGACAAGUCGCCAGUGCUCCAAACCGCCCUUGACAUCCUUCCAGCGGAGAAGGCUUGGAAGAUCACGGACGCCAUUGUCAACUGGGAGAAGCGCAAGGGGAAACUGCACAACUCUCCGUGCGAGAAUGGCGCUUCUGUGCGGAGGAUUCAGAAGCUGGCCUUCGAUGCCAUUGCGGAUGCAGUAUGCCGGAAUGAAGUGCCCUACGACGAGGAGAAGAAGUCCUGGAAGUGGGGCAGGCAUGGGCUCCGCCUUUCAUCUUGCGGCCUGGAAUGCCUCCUGGAAGAUGAAGCAGCCUCCGAAGACGAAAAACAUGAGUCCUCCGCGUCGGAGGCAUCGGAUAGUGAAACAGAUGGUUGA
Closterium sp. NIES-65 is the source of this 2208-nucleotide messenger RNA. NCBI's taxonomy places the organism in Eukaryota, Viridiplantae, Streptophyta, Zygnematophyceae, Desmidiales, Closteriaceae. The record is from the annotation of a GenBank genome assembly.